CCUAACUCCCCCACUUCCCCGUUUCCCCCUUAUAAUCCUCCCACCAUCACUACCACCAUCUCUCUCUCUCCCCCUCCCUCUCUAGGCCUCACCCAUAUUUGCGUUCUUGCAAGAGAGAGGGGGAGUGGAGAGCAGAGACGAGGGAGCGAAGGAAGAACAGCUCUCUCUCUCUCUCUCUCUCUCUCUCUCUCUCUCUCUCUCUCUCUCUCUCUCUCCAAUUCACUCACAUACCCGCAUCGACACGCUUGUUGAACUGAAUUUGGCAAGAGGAUGAUGUGGUCUCAUGAGCCGGCAACCGAGCAGAAGGCCUCGCUGACUCGGCGGAUGAGCUCCGUCGCCAGGCUGACGACGGCCUCCUCGUCCUUGGCCAACCUCCUCUCCGUCUUCCUCGGAGCCAGCUCCCCGGAGCCCAGCAGGCCGAGGCGGAGCUUCGACGCCGGCGGCGGGGUCGGGCUCGGCAUCGUUGCAGACAUGAGCCGAGCCUGCCUGACCGGGGCCGAGCCGAUCGCCAUCGGCCCCGCGGCCAGGCGCCGCGCGCGCGAGGAGGACGAGUUCUCCGAGAGCUACACUUGCGUCAUCACGCACGUGGCCGGCGCUGGCGGCGGCAGCGUCCGCAAGCGGGUGUACCGCGGGUUCGGCGGCGGCGGCGGCUGGCUUGUGGAAGCCGAUGAUGAGGUGCCCGCCCAGGCGGCCGACUUCCUGAGCCGCUGCUGCCUGUGUGACAAGAGGCUUGAUGGGCUCGACAUCUACAUGUACAGGUCUUUUAUCCUGCUGGUGUGGCACACUUUGAAAAGCUCAACUGCAUCAAGUUCUUCAGCUGGAGCAUCUUCGUGGUCUUCAUGGGGACCAUCACCUGCCUCUUCAGCUUGCUGGGCACAUGCUGCAGCCCUUUUCUUCUCUUCCUGUUCGGCAUCAAAUGCACAUAUCAUAUUAAUUUUGGCAGAUAGGCAGUUGCGGACAAAAAAGAAAGGGAAAGUAUAAAGUAGUGAGCACUUACAUAAUCAUACAACUGCGCAACAUAGCUGCGUUAUCCUGUAGUUUGGGGGUGCUUGACUUUGAGACGGUUCUGCUUGUUCUUCUCAGCAUUUUGCUACAAGAGAUGCAUGUGUUAGAUGGUGUCACCAACAAGAGAUGUUAGAUUCUGUGUUAAGGCAGCACAUACCAAAUUUUUUGGACUUGACCAGUUGGCAACCAGUGCAGCCCAUUGUUCGUCACUGAUAGAAGGGUGAGGUGAAGUGGUUGGAAUCUGAUCAAUAGAAUGACCUGUGAAGUAGGUUUGCUUCAACCUAUAUCGCAGCUGCCUAAUGCCAGAUUGAAACACACUAGAACAAGCAUCCGUUGUCGCCUUGUCAGUGGUGUUAAUGGCUAGACUUCCCUGAAAAUUAAUUGUUUGAAUAAUUAUGUAGUGCAGCAAAAAACAUUUUUACAGAUAGAAGUAACAUGUACACAGUAAGAAAGUCACUUACAGCUAACUUCCCCCACAAAGUUCUCAAAAACAGGAGCAUUUUCUUCUUUUUUGUAAUCUUUCCAGUGGGUGAAGAUAGGAACAUGAUCCCUUACAAUAACACCAGCCUCCGAAGCAAAUUUGGCAGCUUGGACUAGUUGAUGGGGCCUUUUCUUUCCCUCAGCAAUAGAUAUUGACAGCCUUUUUCCCAUUGCUCUUGUCAUCUUAUCAAGCAGUAUUCCCCUUGUUGGUGGCCUAGGAGUUCUCCGAGCUCUUUGGGAAGGUGCUGCAGCGAAGAAAAAUGUAAAAUGUUAGAAUUAUUUAGACAGUUAAGUAAAUUAUACAACAUAUAAAUUGAAAUGACACUUGCCUUGUAUAUCUUCAAACUCUUGGAGGUCAUCCCCUUCUGCACAUGUUCUGGAAAAGUCAUUGUAAGGGGAAAGUGGCCUGUCCACACCAUCAUCAGCAUCACCUUCUGAAACAACAUGCCUUUCUUCUUGUUCUUGAUGAGUUGCAGCUAUUGUUUGCUGUCUUUUUGAUGACCUUGUUGUGACUCCUUCAGGUCUCUCAUUUGGAGCACUCAGUCUAACCCUCUUAGCUUGUUUUGCUCCUCCAGGCGACAUAUCUUCUUUAGAACGCCUCAGACGUCUAGUACAGAUCUUUCGCCUAAGCUUUUUAGGAGCCUAGAGUAGGAGGGUGAAACAAAGAUGUCGUAAGCAUGUGAAUGAAUUAGCAAAAUAUGUACAGCAAGCAUCUACCAAAAAAUGUUCUUCCCCGGCACUAGGUAAGAUAGAAGAUGCACCUCAAUCAUUAGUGAUUGUUGCUCCUCUUCAUCUAAAGAUGAAUACUCAAUGUCGGCCCCCUGAACCCCUUCUCUCUAGGGAGAUACUCCGGAUCACUUUCAUCAAGUUUACCCCUUUUCCCUGCCCUUAUUUCCCUUGCGGUUGCAGAUGCAGAUGCAGUUGGACAUAAUUUUAGAGACGAUGCUAAGUCCUUGACACCAAGUUCCUCAAAUCUUCUUCUAAUCUCCAAUAAACAGGACUCCCUCUACCUCUCAUAAGCAGUGUUUGAAGUUUCUUACAUGUAAUAUAUAUGUUAGCAUGUUACAUAAAUGGGGACCUUAAUCAUACUUGUGUCAUUCUAAUAACAUAAGUACAUGGCAUUGCAGUAUCUAUUUAAUGACAAUGUAUAAUGAACUACAAACUAUGCAAUUACUGAUCAGGAACAAUAAUGCUAAGAAAUUACACACUGGUGACAUACAACAAUUGAUACAGCAUGAAUAAAAGUUAAUAUACAAUCACAGUAAUUGAUACAGCAUGAUACAGAAAUAAAACAAGAAAUUACAGAACUCAGAAUGAGUAAAAGUUAAUAUAUAUUCUGCAUAGCAAUUGAUACAUGGUUACUGCUCACAAAUACUAAUGGCUAUAGCAAUUGAUACAUUCUGUACAGGAAUUGAUUCAUGGCAACAACACAAACGAUGGUAGCUUAUCUAGGCAAAAUAUUGCUCACAAAUACCAAUAGAAUAAUCCUGAGUACACAGAAAGUUUCAAGUUGAAUCAUGGUUACUGCUAUGUACACAAAUUCCAAACUACUAGGAACAAGCACAUGAUACAUCACAGCAGGAACAAGCACAUGAUACAGAGCAACACAUUAAACCCUAAAGGCCAGCACCACCAGGAUACCCUAAGAACUACCAUGAUUUGACGUACUUGGUACUUCACGACGUCUGUUUUUGCUCAUCCUCAGCCGCUGGCGAAGUUCGGGUCCCGAGCGCGACAGCGAUGUAGCAGAUCAGUGUCCAGGGAGCGAUGGCGAGGAGGUAGCAGAUUCGGGUCCCAAAAGGCGACGGUGAGGUAGCAGAUCGAAGUCCUAGGUGCAACAGUGAGGCGGUAGUAGAUCCGGGUCUCGGAGGCGAUGGCGUGGCAGCAGAUCCGUGUCCCAGAGGCGACGGCGAGGCGGUAGCAGAUCCGUGUCCCAGAGGCAACGGCGAGGCGGUAGGAGAUCCGUGUCCCGGAGGCGGUAGCAGACCCGUGUCCCGGAGGCGACGUCGUGGCGGUAGCAGAUCCGUGUCCCGGAGGCGGCAGCGAGGCGGUAGCAGACCCGGCCGGGGCAUCGUCCUUCGUCGACGCGAGAACCCGGUAGAGCAGGAGGCUGCGGUGGCGGCGGCCGAGCGGGAGAGG
Messenger RNA from Panicum virgatum (switchgrass), 3624 nucleotides. Its product is annotated as FCS-Like Zinc finger 12-like. Bases 271 to 981 code for a protein of 236 amino acids. The record is from RefSeq and is a predicted model, not a curated record. The transcript has 2 exons. NCBI's taxonomy places the organism in Eukaryota, Viridiplantae, Streptophyta, Magnoliopsida, Poales, Poaceae.